CAGGGCAGCCGGAAAAGCCGCGAGGCUCUCAAGCCCCUCAGAGCACGUCCCUUGCCUCUUCUGGAAAGUCAGCCCGUCUCCCUUCGGGCACGGGCGCCCCGGAACCCCGGGGGCUGCUGAGCUGGGGGGGCGUUCGAGCUGCGAGGAUCCGGGCUGCCCGCCGGACGAAGAGCGGGCGCCCAGGAUGGGGUGCAUGAAGUCCAAAUUCCUCCAGGACAGAGGCAAGGUCUCAAAAACCGAGCCCAGCACCAACCCACACAGCCCUGUGUAUGUGCCAGAUCCCACGUCUACAAGCAAGCGGCGUCCUGACAAGAGCAACAACAUCCCACCAGGGUCUGUGGAUGUAGGUCCCAAUGACAUCAUUGUGAUCGCGCUAUAUGAUUACGAGGCCAUUCACCAUGAAGACCUCAGUUUCCAGAAGGGAGAUCAGAUGGUGGUCCUGGAAGAGUCUGGGGAGUGGUGGAAGGCUCGAUCCCUGGUCACCCGGAAGGAAGGCUACAUCCCAAGCAACUAUGUUGCCCGCAUUGACUCUCUGGAGACAGAGGAGUGGUUCUUCAAGGACAUCAGCCGGAAGGAUGCAGAGCGCCAGCUCCUGGCCCCCGGCAAUGUACUGGGCUCCUUCAUGAUCCGGGACAGCGAGACCACCAAAGGAAGCUAUUCUCUGUCUGUGCGAGACUACGACCCCCAGCACAGGGACACAGUGAAGCAUUACAAGAUCCGGACCCUGGACAGUGGGGGCUUCUACAUCUCCCCACGGAGCACCUUCAAUACCCUGCAGGAGCUGGUGGCCCACUACAAGAAGGGGAGUGACGGACUCUGCCAGAAGCUGACAGUGCCCUGCGUGUCCUCCAAGCCCCAGAAGCCAUGGGAGAAAGAUGCCUGGGAGAUCCCCCGGGAAUCCCUCAAGCUGGAGAAGAAACUUGGAGCCGGGCAGUUUGGGGAAGUCUGGAUGGCCACCUACAACAAGCACACCAAGGUGGCCGUGAAGACGAUGAAGCCAGGGAGCAUGUCGGUGGAGUCCUUCCUGGCAGAGGCCAACCUCAUGAAGACCCUGCAGCACGACAAGCUAGUGAGGCUGCACGCGGUGGUCACAGAGGAGCCCAUCUACAUCAUCACGGAGUUCAUGGCCAAAGGAAGCCUGCUGGACUUCCUGAAAAGUACAGAGGGCAGCAAGCAGCCAUUGCCCAAGCUCAUUGACUUCUCAGCCCAGAUUGCAGAAGGCAUGGCCUUCAUCGAGCAGAGGAAUUACAUUCACCGAGAUCUCCGAGCUGCCAAUAUCCUGGUCUCUGCAUCCUUGGUGUGUAAGAUCGCCGACUUUGGCCUGGCACGUGUCAUCGAGGACAAUGAGUACACAGCUCGGGAAGGGGCCAAGUUCCCCAUCAAGUGGACAGCUCCUGAAGCCAUCAACUUUGGCUCUUUCACCAUCAAGUCAGACGUCUGGUCCUUUGGUAUUCUGCUGAUGGAGAUCGUCACCUAUGGCCGGAUCCCUUACCCAGGGAUGACAAACCCAGAGGUGAUCCGGGCGCUGGAGCGCGGGUACCGCAUGCCUCGACCAGAGCACUGCCCUGAGGAGCUCUACAGCAUCAUGACACGCUGCUGGAAGAACCGCCCUGAGGAGCGGCCCACCUUCGAAUAUAUCCAGAGCGUGCUGGACGACUUCUACACGGCCACCGAGAGCCAGUACCAACAGCAGCCGUGAUGCGGCGAAUCCGGGCGGAGCCAGGUACCCAGCUGAUGCCUAAGGGGCGGCUCUAGCGCAGCCUGCCUGGUCCUGCUCACCGUUCCCCACAGACACCGGCCCGCCCCAUCUCAGUCCAGCCACAGUUCUGCAUCUGUCAAGUGGUUUGAACUGGACAGUCUCUUUUUGACUCCAGCAGUCUACAAAUCGGCCGUCCUCAGGAGACCCCAAGUUGAUAUGUCUAUUGCCUGGGACAGCUGGAUUCCAGUUACCUCUGUGGUUGCGAUGGGAAACUUUAAAAAUGAUGGAAUAAAUAUUUAAAUAAAAGACA
Molecule: messenger RNA, 2009 nt
Organism: Lontra canadensis (Northern American river otter)
Lineage: Eukaryota; Metazoa; Chordata; Mammalia; Carnivora; Mustelidae
Gene: HCK
Product: HCK proto-oncogene, Src family tyrosine kinase
Exons: 13
Coding region: 185-1699 (504 amino acids)
Biological process (GO): cell surface receptor protein tyrosine kinase signaling pathway; innate immune response; cell differentiation
Cellular component (GO): extrinsic component of cytoplasmic side of plasma membrane
Molecular function (GO): ATP binding; signaling receptor binding; non-membrane spanning protein tyrosine kinase activity
Source: RefSeq, a predicted model, not a curated record